CCCAAGCUUGUGUGCAACUUCCUGCCACCCAGGAAACUGUACAAACCAACACUCGCUUCUCCUUUCUCCACUGUGGUCUCGGGCUGGCAGGGAGCCCCAGAUCCCCGUGGCCUUGGCCAGCUUUCCCAGCCCUACAUGGGAGGAGAGAUGCCCUGGACCAUUCUGCUAUUUGCAUCUGGCUCCUUGGCCAUCCCUGCACCGUCCAUCACCUUGGUGCCCCCCUACCCAAGCAGCCGCGAGGACCCCAUCUACAUCUCGUGCACAGCCCCAGGGGGCAUCCUAGGGGCCAAUUUUACCCUGUUCCGAGGGGGAGAGGUGGUCCAGCUCCUACAGGCCCCCUCAGAUCGGCCUGGUGUAACAUUCAAUGUGACUGGUGGUGGCAGUGGUGGUGGCGGUGAGGCUGCUGGGGGGAACUUCUGCUGUCAGUAUGGUGUGAUGGGUGAGCACAGCCAGCCCCAGCUGUCGGACUUCAGCCAGCAGGUGCAGGUCUCCUUCCCAGUCCCCACCUGGAUCUUGGCACUCUCCCUGAGCCUGGCUGGAGCUGUGCUGUUCUCAGGGCUGGUGGCCAUCACAGUGCUGGUGAGAAAAGCUAAAGCCAAAAACUUACAGAAGCAGAGAGAGCGUGAAUCCUGCUGGGCUCAGAUCAACUUCACCAAUACAGACAUGUCCUUUGAUAACUCUCUGUUUGCCAUCUCCACGAAAAUGACUCAGGAAGACUCAGUGGCAACCCUAGACUCAGGGCCUCGAAAGAGGCCCACCUCUGCAUCAUCCUCUCCGGAGCCCCCUGAGUUCAGCACUUUCCGGGCCUGCCAGUGAGGCUGAAGAAUGAGGACCCCUUUAUCCAGUUCUUUCCCUCCCACUGCCAGAGGCUGCAGAGGCUGCACAUCUGUCCAGAGACUUGGCAGUGGAGGUAGGGUGGGGGUGGGAAUCAAGCCAUAGCUUUCUUAGGGAAGGACUGGCCAAAGGAAGGGGACCUUGUAACCUUCCUCACAGAAGACAAGAAAAUGAGUUGGGGUAUCAGCCUAGAGGCUAGACAGAGAGCCAGAACCUCUUCACAGAUUCCCAGAUCACCAGAGAAGUGUCACUAUUGAAUCAGGACACCAAGUCAGGCACAAGAGGUCUACAUUCUCUAACUCCUUUCCUGUGCUUCCCCAACUGCAACUUACUUCCAGACUGGGUGUUUUAUUUUCAGGAGAGAUGUGUAUAUUUUUUGUUGCUGUUGUUGUUUCUAGAUAGGGUCUGUGUUCUGGAACUCACUGUGUGGAGCAAGCCAGCCUAAAACUCAGAGAUCCACCUGCCUCCAGAGUGCUAGAAUUAAAGUUACUGCCAUAACACCUAACUUUGGG
Molecule: messenger RNA, 1346 nt
Organism: Mus caroli (Ryukyu mouse)
Lineage: Eukaryota; Metazoa; Chordata; Mammalia; Rodentia; Muridae
Gene: CUNH19orf38
Product: chromosome unknown C19orf38 homolog
Source: RefSeq, a predicted model, not a curated record